This is a messenger RNA of Megalobrama amblycephala (Wuchang bream), 2743 nucleotides long. Its product is annotated as hydroperoxide isomerase ALOXE3-like. The record is from RefSeq and is a predicted model, not a curated record. The transcript is spliced from 3 exons. Lineage: Eukaryota; Metazoa; Chordata; Actinopteri; Cypriniformes; Xenocyprididae. Gene Ontology annotation, biological process: lipid oxidation; linoleic acid metabolic process. Gene Ontology annotation, molecular function: metal ion binding; oxidoreductase activity, acting on single donors with incorporation of molecular oxygen, incorporation of two atoms of oxygen. The coding region runs from base 1411 to 1860 and encodes 149 amino acids.
UACCAGUCCAUUAUCAGGGCUGUUGCAGUUGAAGAUAAAAUGUGUCUAGACAAGGGGUGGUGAACCUUUUCAGCAUGAUGAGCCAAAAAAAAAAAAAAAAAAACCCUUCAUUAGGGUAUCUCUCAAUUGGCACAGUCUUCCAAAACUCCACAGUUCCUUCCCUCAGAACACUUUAAAGUCUGUCAUCCUCAGAAAGUUCAAUCAUUUCAAGCUGAAAUGUUGCUUAAUCUUCCACUAAAGGGGCUUAUAAACAGUCUGAUUCAGCAGUGAAUAGGUUAAUGAGAAUGCAAUAUGUGGUCUUUUUUCUUUUUUUUUUUGCGUAGGCUGGAGAAUCUGUCCUCAAAACUCUGUUCAAGAUUUGUAAGCAAUGUUGGAUUCUGUGCAGUACUCCCAUGUACAACCUCUGCUGCUUCUCCACUUGCCAACAAGGAUAGAAAAUGUGUUAACUCUCUUUUUUGUAGAUCCUUCUUGAACAGCUUGAGUUUGUUGAUAAAUGUGAAAACACCCUGCACCAGGUCAGGCACCAUCUUUAACUUCCCUUGCAGGUCCACAUUCAACCAAAUGUCGACCAAAAAAGCCAAAUCUGAAUCACAUAGGGAUCACAUAGCUCAGGAUAGUCCUUUUGUUUCUCUGCAAGGAACAGCUUAACUGGAUUGCUCAAAAAAAAGAGAGAAAGCACAUUAACUUUUAAAAGCCAUCUCACAGCACAGUGAUGAAGCAGAUCAGAUGGAAGAUCUUCAUCAAGCUCAGCAAUGAGAUUUUUGAACUGCCUGUGAUUGAGAGCAUGUGUACGUAUAAAAUGGAUCACAUCAUUAAACCUGUGCUGGAAAUUGUCAAAGUUCAGUGAUCUGAAUAUAAAUGUGUUUCACCCGAGUUGUUAUUGUCCGAUAUUCUCUCUUCAAUGGUGUGCCGUGACUGCUGAUAUGACGCUAAUGUCACUGUCACUGAAUGCUUGGUAAAUUUCUGAAAAAUCUGACUUUAUGAUUUCAAAGUGUUUACCUUGUACUUGCCCAGUUUACUGCCUUUGGGAAAUUCCCGGGCCACCUUAGGAUGGAGCGAUGUGAAAUGGGCGCUCAAGAUUUGAACCCUUAAAAUGCGACAAUGUAGUCUAGCAUAUCAAGCAGAAUGGUUUUCCAUUUCAUUCAACAACAACAAAAAAAUCCUCCCAUUCAGAUAGAAAUGUUCUGUGCUCAUCUUCAUUCUGUUCGCUUUUUUGAUUCUGCCAUGAUGAUUUCUACUAACGUAACGUUUCCUCAGGCCAAUCAGGCAGCGUAAGCAGCUUCUGUCAGUCAAUAGGCUAGACAUGUUAAAUUGUUCUGUUUCUAUUUUUAAAAGUGUGUGUGUGUGUGUGUGUAAAAUGUCCUAAAGUGAGUUCCUCACAGAAGCAGCCUUUCAUUCUUCUUCCUAGGAAUGCCAUCAUCUUUUCAGACCGUGACAGAGCUCGUCAAGUUUGUCACCAUGGUGAUCUUCACUGCAUCAGCCCAACAUUCCGCUGUAAACAAUGGACAGUUUGACUUUGGCGGCUGGAUGCCUAACUACCCCACUGCCCUCAGAAAGCCCCCUCCCAAGGAGAAAGGCCAGACCACUGAGGACACGAUCCUGGAGACCCUUCCUGAUGUGAGCACGACGGUGAAUGGGACGGCUGUCCUGAGACUGCUGAGCAAGGAUUCUACAGACCAUUACCCUCUGGGUCAUUUCCCAGAAAAUCUAUAUGAUGAAGACAUCCCCUGCAAGCUUAUUGAAGAGUUUCAAAAGGAUCUGAGGGAGUUGUCGGACCUCAUCGAGGAGCGGAACAAGAAGUUGGAGCUUCCCUACACCUAUCUGAACCCCAAAAAUGUGGACAACAGUGUAGCCAUUUGAAAGGAGACAGUAGUCCUUCUUAAUAUGUUUGUCUUUCUAAAGAACCCCAAAAGGGGCCUUUGCAAAAAAAAAAAAUAUACAGAGUUUCACUAAAAUUUCCGGUUUGUAUAUACUAAAACCCAUUUCAUUUGUGCGUCACUGCCUGUGAAGAAAGCAAGAGUAUGCAUGCACAUGAACUACUAAAGAUCUGUUUGCUCAAAAUUACAAAGAUCUAUGCUCAAAAUUAUGAAGAAAAUGUGAGCAUGAAUGAAUUAAUAAAGAUCUAAUACGGUUUCAAAUAUGGUGCGAUAAACCAAAAAUAAAUAAAUAAACUAACGUUAAACAAAGGGCACAGAUUGCACAAUCUACUCAUCCUUGAUUGUCUUGUUAAGAUGACGCAGGAGUGCAUUCCAAAAGAAGAGUUUUUUGGACCCCUACACCCUUCAUCCCUCUCACUCCGGAGGGUAAACCCUUUGAAGGGAUUAGGGCAUAGGGAUUAGCCCUUCCGAAUGGAAUGCAGUGUUUGUUUCUUGUGCACACAUGAAACUCUGUCAAUUUUUUAUUUUUGCAAAGGUCCCUUUGGGGGCUCCGUAUCUUUCUGUUAAUAGCUUUGUCAAUUAAAAAAAAAAAGAACUUUCAUAUAUUAUAAACUAGUGUUGUAAAACUAAAACAGUCCUAUCUUUGUUGUUUGUACCUUUGUGUUACAGGGCAAAGUACAGUAUGAUGCAAUAUUUUUUUUGUUUUGUUUAUUCCAAAAACAACGACUUGUUCAGUUUAGAAACCAGCAAACAAGAAGGGGUCCACUCCAGGGUAUAAUUCCAGGUGCAUUUAUGGCAUAUAAAUUAUCUAGACAUUUACAUGAUUUUUAUUUUAACAUAAAAAGUCUCAACAUUGCGUCAACAGA